Molecule: messenger RNA, 1939 nt
Organism: Melanotaenia boesemani (Boeseman's rainbowfish)
Lineage: Eukaryota; Metazoa; Chordata; Actinopteri; Atheriniformes; Melanotaeniidae
Exons: 7
Coding region: 125-817 (230 amino acids)
Source: RefSeq, a predicted model, not a curated record
UCUUCACGUGUGAGGUCUCAACCAGAUUAAAAGAGUCAUUAUGUGUGUACCAGGCCUCAGGUUGGAGGUCUGAUGCCGACCUGUGAAACUGCUACAAUCAUCACAGCCUGAGCCUGAAGACAACAUGCUGCUCAGCUUUGUUCUCCUCUGUUUUCUGUCAGAGAGCAUAGUUAAAUCCACAGAUACUACAGAGAGGUCCACUGAGCUGAAUUCAACUACAAUCACAACAAAAGCAACCUCCACUGUAGAAAAUCUGCCUCCCCUGCAGGUGGUGGCCACACCAGAUUACCCAGUUGCAGCAGGUCAAAGAGUACACCUGCUCUGCAGCACUCCCAAUGUAACAGCUUUUGUCACUUGGUUUUGGAAGCACAAAGAAAACCAGACCUGGAGCGACGUGGGCAGUGAUAGGGAACUGCUCCUCACUGAACCGGAGCAAAGUGGUGUGUACCGCUGCUAUGCUAAGAAUCGGUUAUCUCAGAUCAGCGAGAGCCCAGAUCACACAGUCUAUAUUGUCUCAGUGCAAGCAACAGUGGAAGGAAAAUUAGGAUUAGCUGCCUUUGUCCUUUCUCUUGUGGGCUUGAUAAGCAUCAUCUCUGGUCUUAUCUGGAUGGGCUGCCAGAAACGGAGUGCCACACCGACUGUGUCAAGCACUCCAGUUAAAGGUGCUGCAGGACCUGCAGUAGCAUCAAAGGGAGGUUUCCCACAAGCUGAAAGUGAUGGAGAUGUGUACAUAAAUUACACAAGCACUAACCACGCUUACACCAAUCUCGAUCCCACCAAUGUUACUGGAGAAAAUUUGUACUCAACUCUGUCAUAAAUGACGAUCUUAGUGAAGGUAGAGAAGUGAAAUAAAAAACAGACUGAAAGAGUGUUUUGUUCAGAAGCAGACAAAGGUUAGGUACUUCUGUAUUUGCAUGUUGAGCUCUGUAUUUACUGAGAUCAUAGUUUUUGCUAAAGUAAAUGAAAAUGAUCUACUUUCAUAUCUUAUUCUUAACGUGAAUGACCAAAUAUGAUGUUCUGUGCUGUGAUGGUUGUAGGUGAAAUGUUUUCAUUAUCUUUUUCAGUCAGCAAGUAACUGUCUCUCUGCCAUCUUCUAGCUGAUUUGUAAGAAAAACGAAUAAAUAAUUACUGAACCACCACAAUAAAAGAAAUUGAACCCAAAAUUAUUUUAUUGAAAUAACAUGAAAAAGAAAAGAUAGAAAUCACACCGGUCUGAUGGCAAAGUUGCUUCACAAAAUGCUUAUUCUUUUACAACAACAAACAAGCUCAAAGUAAAUGUAAACAAAGUCUUUACAGCAUGUAGCAAAGAGCCGGAUAAUUACAUGGACUAGUUUUUGCUGUUGUAAUGAAUCAUAGGGAGAUUCUGCUGCAGGAGAUGUUGAAAUGUGAUGCUAGAGGGGAAAUUGAGCCUUUUAACUUCUGCUCCCUGGUGUCACAAUGCAGGAUAUAAUUCUGGUUAAAUCUUGUUUCUUCCUGUUAAGAAGAGUAGCCAAAAUUAAGCCGCUCCUCUUCUUGAAAAUUUUAAAAUCAGUUACCUCAGCACUGUUCUGUCUCAUCUGCAGAUAGUACAAAAUGCUGCAGCUAGACUCAUAACAGGAACAAAGAAAAGAGACGGCGUCACCCCCGUCCUCAUGUCUCUGCACUGGCUUCCAGUAAAAUAUCACAUUGAGUUUAAGAUUCUUUUAUAUGUUUUUAAGGCUCUAAAAUGUGCAGCGACCCAUUACAUUGUUGUUUUUCUCUAAUAGCUUUGAAGCUUUGGAACAGCCUUUUUAUUUCAGUUAAAGACUCGGCCUCCAUAAAUAUCUUCUAGGCUAAACUGAAAACUCUUUUUAGUUUUUUGAAGCUUUUGUUUUUAACCUUCAAACAAAAUACAUUUUAAUUUGUUUUAUAUUGUUAUUAUUUGUAUUUGCUUUUGCGGGUGUUUUGUUUUUUUGUCUUU